CACUGCCGAUCACGGAAAGAGCCGAAGAUGUCGGCUCGGUCAUGUGAUCAGCUGUGUCCAAUCACAGCUGAUCACAUGGCACUGAUGAUCAGUGUGCCCUGAUGAUCAGUGUGGCCCCAGAAGUUCCACCUGCCAGUGCUCAUCAGUGCCACAUGCCAGUGCCCAUCAGUGCCACGUGCCACUGCCCAUCAGUGCCACAUCAAUGCCACAUAUCAGUGCCCAUCUGAGCUGCCUUUCAAUGUCACCCAUCAGUGCUAGUCAGUGCCACCUAUCAAUGACAAUCAGUGCCACUUUUCAGUGCUGCCAAUCAGUGCCACCUAUCAGUGCCAGUCAGUGCCGCCUAUCAGUGCCAGUCAGU
This is a messenger RNA of Staurois parvus, 358 nucleotides long. The record is from the annotation of a GenBank genome assembly. NCBI's taxonomy places the organism in Eukaryota, Metazoa, Chordata, Amphibia, Anura, Ranidae.